Molecule: messenger RNA, 4817 nt
Organism: Acanthoscelides obtectus
Lineage: Eukaryota; Metazoa; Arthropoda; Insecta; Coleoptera; Chrysomelidae
Source: the annotation of a GenBank genome assembly
CUCAAGUGUAGGUGUUUGUGUCAUACAAAUUGGGGAGAAUAAAAGAAAAAAAUAAUUGCUAACACUGGCAACGGCGCAUACGCUAGACCUCGUUGGUGUCGGUGCCGGUGUGUUUGUGGUAUGUUUUGUGGUCGGUGCUUUCGUUUGUUGUGUUGUAUUGUUAUUGUUACUAAGGUUAUGUUAACUUAUUUUGAAUUUUGAACAAGGUUUUCGUUUUGGAAGAUUCUUCUAAGAGUUAAAAAAAGGUUAGAUGAUGAUAGAACCUUUAAAAGAUUCUACAGAGAACAAGCCGGUGAAACCUUGUGGACAGAUUGUCUUGGAAAAUACUGCACCUGUUGAGAAUACAAUGAAGAUUGAGUGGGAAGAAGUUGAAAUAGAUGCAAAGAAAAGCAGGGGGUCAUUUGGGGUUGAUCAAGUAGCUUGGGAACUAGUUAAACAUGAAUAUGAAAACUUGGAUGACAUUAUUUUCCAUAGAAUAAAAAUUGAACACACCUAUGCUAAGACUUCGAUAAAGUGCAGCAAUGAAGAACAUUUCAAAAUGCAAAAUAUAGAAAUAAAGUUGGAAAAUGAUUUAGGUAACAAUCAAUUUGAAGUCUCUCAAAUCACCAAUGAAUUUAUCAUUAAGGAUGAAAAUGAUCAAUUUAUUGAUACAUCUGCUGCAGAAACUGUUCCAGAUAGAAUCUACAGAGAAUGUGAUACAGAGAAAAAUAAUGCAAAUGCUUCCUUUAUCAGAGAUCCAGAAGUUAGUUAUAAGCUCAACACAUGUAUUCAUUGCAACACAACAUUCGAAAGUAAGAUCAAUUUAGAUGAUCAUAUAAUUAAGAACCAUCUUGAGUUUAUAUCAUCAAUUUCAAGUAAUGUACAUCAAUGUACACAUUGUACUUAUAUAACCACUUUAGAGACUAGUUUAGCUGAACACAUGCUUCAGCAUCCUGCUGCAGAAUAUAGCAAUGAGCGCAUUGUGUGUAUUUACUGUAGUGCAACAUUUUCAAGCAAAUUAUGUUUAGAUGAUCACAUACUCAAAAAACAUCCUGAGUCUAUAGCAUCAGUUUCUAGUAAAAUACACGAAUGUACAAAUUGCACUUAUAAAACUACACUAAGAGAAAAUUUGAGACAACAUAUGUUAAAGCAUUUUGAUGCAAAAAGAAUCUAUAAGACUGGUGUUGUGUGUAUUCACUGUAAUGCAACAUAUUCAAGGAAAAUAUAUUUAGAUGAUCAUAUACUCAAAAAACAUCCUGAAUCUAAAGCAUCAGUCUCUGGUAAAAUACACGAAUGUACAAAUUGUACUUAUAAAACUACAUUAAGAGAACAUUGGAGACAACAUGUGUUAAAGCAUAUUGAUGCAAAGAGAAUCUAUAAGACUGGUUUUGUGUGUAUUCACUGUAAUGCGACAUUCACGACAAAAGUACGUUUAGAUGAUCAUAUACUCAUGAAACACCCUGAGUUUAAAUCAUCCAUUUCUAGUGAAAUAUAUGAAUGUGCACAUUGCACUUAUAAAACCACAUUAAAACAUAGUUUGGUUAAACACAUGUCGAAUCACUCUGGAGCAAAAGGAAGCAUCAAUUCCAGUGUAUGUAUUCACUGCAAUGCAAUAUUUACAAGGAAAAUAUGUUUAGAUGGUCAUAUACUCAGAAAACAUCCUGAGUUCAUAACGUCAGUUUCGAGUAAAAUACACGAAUGCGCAUACUGCACUUAUAAAACUAAUUUGACUAAUCCUAUGUUGAAUUAUACUGGAGCAGAAGGAAGCUGCAAGUUCAGUGUGUGUAUUCACUGUAAUGCGACGUUCAUGCGUAAAGUACAUUUAGAUGAUCAUAUACUGAAAAAACAUCCGGAGCACAUCAGUCCAUCAAUUGCUAAGAAAAUACGUGAAUGUACGGAUUGCACUUAUAAAACUACAAUAAAACAUAAUUUUACAAGACAUAUUUUGCAGCAUUCUGGUGCAAAAACUGUAUAUAAGAAUAGUGUGUGUAUUCAUUGUAAUGCGACAUACUCAAGGAAAUUAGGUUUAGAUGAUCACAUACUUAGAAAACAUCCAGAGUUUGCAGCAUCGGUUUCUAGUAAGAUACAUGGAUGUGCAAAUUGCACUUAUAAAACUACAUCAAAAGAUAAUUUUAGGAAACAUAUGUUAAAGCAUUCUAGCGCAAAAAUCUAUAAGUCUAGUGUUGUGUGUAUUCACUGUAAUGCGAGAUUCAAGAGAAAAUCACGUUUAAAUGAUCAUAUACUCGUGAAACACCCUGAUUUUACAAUAUCAAUUACUAGUAAAAUAUAUAAAUGUGCACACUGCACUUAUAAAACAACUUUAAAGUAUAGUUUGGUUAAACACAUGUUGAAUCAUCCUGGCGCAACAGGAAGCAUCAAUUUCAAUGUAUGUAUUCACUGCAAUGCAACAUUCACAAGGAAAAUGUGUGUAGAUGAUCACAUACUCAGAAAACAUCCUGAGUUUAUAUCAUCAGUUUCUAGUAAAAUACACGAAUGUACAAGUUGCACUUAUAAAACUACAUCAAAAGAUAAUUUGAGGAAACAUCUGUUAAAGCAUUCUGCUGCAAAAAAAGUCUCUAAGAGCAGGUGUUGUGUGUAUUCACUGUAAUACGCUAUUCUCGAGAAAAAUGUGCUUAGAUGAUCAUAUACUCAAAAAACAUCCUGAUUUCAUAGCAUCAGUUUCUAGCAAAAUUCAUGAAUGUGAAUAUUGCGUAUUCAAAACUGUCAUAAAAAGUCAUUUAGUUAGCCAUUUGGAAAAGCAUUCAGGUACAGAAGGUAUCUGUGGACGUAAAACCUGUGUUCAUUGUAACGCUAUAUUCGCAUGUAAGUCAAAUUUAGAUGAUCAUAAGAUUAAGAAACAUCCUGACUUUAUUGCAGAAGUUUAUAGUAAAAUAUAUGCAUGCACUCAUUGUUCAUAUAAAACCUCGCGUAUGACAUGUUUUGCUCGACAUAUGCUGAAGCAUCCUGAUGCAGAAGGUAGGUACAAGUGCAGUAAGUGUGUUCACUGCGGCGCGACAUUAACCAGUAAAGAAAAUCUACAUAAUCAUAUAAUUCGGAAACAUCCCGAGUUGUAUUCCUGACGUAUCUUAAAGGCGCGUACACAUCUGGCGAACGCAUGUGGCCGAAGCUCUUCGAUCGAAUUCAUUCGAUGAUUUCGACGUUCGAUGGAAAAUUUGCUCUGCCGUCCACAUUACGGUGAACGAAUUCGUUUGCAGUCAUUCGUCGAGGUUCGCGGGUAUUUUUGUAAAUGGUAAAAAAUGGCGUCCGAUGAUGAGGAUAUAAUUAUUGCAAGUGCGUUGUAUAUUAUUAUUAGUGAGGCGGAGACCGAAGCAUUGAAAGAGCCCCCAAGAAACGACGAAAACGGCGCUGGUGGACAUCAUUGUUCAAAAGCAGAAGUCGGUAUAGAGGGAUGGACUUAAUUAGUGAUCUAAAAGCUGAAAUGGAAUACGGACUUUUUGUAAAUUUUUGUAGAAAGUCUAGUGUUUUUUGGUAUAAACUUGUCCAUCAAGAAAAGCAUUUCUUUGAAAGCGAACCAUCUAGAUUUAAAAAUUGUGUCGGUUCCUGAGCCAGUUUUAAACGAGCUAUCUUGUUUUUGUCUCUCACGUCGGAAUGAUGUUAAUAAAGAUUCCAUUUUCUUUUUGACCUCCCCUGUAUCGCCUUUCAUAGUUUUGCUGAUGUCGUUCCAGGCAUCCAUUUUCUUUAUUUUAUUUUUGUAAUCUUUAUGCACUGGAUUCCAUAAAACUUCCCGUUCUCGAUAUAAACCAAUAAGUUUUAAACAAGAGGAAUUAGUCCACUCCAUUAUCGCUAAAUAGAAACUCAAAACAAAAUGACCACGAUGAGACACUUAAAAACUGAAAAGCGUACACACUAAACACAGCCAAACGAAUUCGUUCUUCAAUUUUCUUUUGAUGUACCGCCCAGUGACCGAACUCUCGCGAAGGCAAACACAUGCGUUUGUUAGGUCGUACACAUUUACCGACGGCGUUCGGUCGAAAGGCUUCGGCCACAUGCGUUCGCCAGAUGUGUACGCGACUUUAUAAAUAUUCGAAUAUUCGCACAUUGUUCAUAAAACGAUUGUCAAAUUUUCAUCAUCAUUGAUCAGCGUAUUCGACCUGGUUGUAUACGUUAUUUAAUGGUACUACUAAAGGCCAUAUCGGCCGUCGUUCCCAUAAUUGUAGGGCGCCUUUAUAGCCUCCUUGAUUUUCAUAGUUUAUUCUCUCCUUCAGACAGGCUGGGGUAUUUCUAUAUUUCUACUGUUCAGUGUCAGCAUGAGGUUAUGUUUUCUUUUUGAAUCUUGAUAAAUUUCAGGCAGAUAAACGGAUGAUAAAAAUCAAAUUUUAUCAGCCUGAAAUUUAAAAAGAAAAUAUAACCUCAAAAUAGAGGGCUGAAACGAAACAGUCGAAAUCUCGAAAUAGGUACCCCUACCCCUGCCUUUCGGAACUUUUAAACCCACCUUUAUAGCUGUAACAUUACUGAAUAUACGUCAAAUAGGUAGGCAUUCCAAGACAUACAGUGCUUUUCAAAAAGUCUUCUCCCAUGAUUGCAACAACUAGCAAGCUGAAAUACGGAACGUUGAAAUUGAUAAAUAAACACUAAAAUUUUCAUCUUAUUUUGAAGCUCCUAAACAGUAGUUUAUAAAAUGGCGGACUGGUGAGCUGUCACAGUUGAGCGUAUUUGUACAUUAAACUUUUCCUUUUGGAAUAAGUACUUAUUUUAUCUGGGACAUAAGACAUAAGUUUUUGACAAUUUCUCUAAAAAGAAGAUUUGUCAUCAUUCUAGUUGUUUUAGUUUGAUACUAUGUUACAUUUUUCUUGAUUAGUUGAAUUAGGUCAUAGACC